Messenger RNA from Habropoda laboriosa, 3161 nucleotides. RefSeq names its product aconitate hydratase, mitochondrial-like. The transcript has 10 exons. The record is from RefSeq and is a predicted model, not a curated record. Gene Ontology annotation, biological process: tricarboxylic acid cycle. Gene Ontology annotation, molecular function: 4 iron, 4 sulfur cluster binding; aconitate hydratase activity. Bases 164 to 2530 code for a protein of 788 amino acids. Lineage: Eukaryota; Metazoa; Arthropoda; Insecta; Hymenoptera; Apidae. Gene Ontology annotation, cellular component: cytosol; mitochondrion.
AAUUUCCCUCAGUUCUCUAGUGGCCGGUUUGAGAAGGGCUGCCACGAGAGGAAUCGCGUAUAAUUUCGUUGGUCCUUUUGUCUCGCGCCUGCGCUCCCCUUACGUCUACCAAACUAGUUUCUCACGAGUUCACAACGUCACUGGGUGGCUUUUUUCCUCGACCAUGUCGUACUGCGCUCGAAUACUUCGAGGCCAGAAAGCGGUCGUUCUCGCGACAGACAUCCAGCAAAGAUGUUUCAGCGUAAGCGCGUUGAGCUUUGCCGCCCAAAAGGUGGCGAUGUCCAAAUUCGACUCCGAUAUUUAUCUUCCGUACGACAAGUUAGAGGACAGACUUAAGAUUGUGAAGAAAAGAUUGAACCGACCACUGACGUUGUCCGAGAAAGUAUUGUACUCCCAUCUCGAUGAACCCGACAAACAGGAAAUCGUUCGUGGCACCAGCUACCUUAGGCUACGACCAGAUCGCGUGGCUAUGCAAGACGCGACUGCACAGAUGGCUAUGUUACAGUUUAUCAGCUCUGGACUGCCCAAAGUCGCCGUUCCUUCGACGAUCCACUGCGAUCACUUGAUCGAAGCUCAAGUCGGCGGAGUACAAGACUUGAAACGUGCAAAGGACAUCAACAAAGAAGUGUACAACUUCUUGAAGACAGCAGGUGCCAAGUACGGCGUUGGUUUCUGGAAUCCCGGCUCUGGUAUCAUUCACCAGAUCAUCUUGGAGAAUUACGCCUUCCCGGGCUUGUUGAUGAUCGGUACCGAUUCCCAUACACCAAACGGUGGCGGUUUAGGCUGCCUUUGCAUCGGUGUCGGUGGUGCAGAUGCUGUCGACGUAAUGGCGAGCAUCCCGUGGGAAUUGAAAUGCCCUAAGGUAAUCGGCGUGAAGCUGACUGGAACGUUGAAAGGAUGGACCAGCCCUAAGGACAUCAUUCUGAAAGUUGCUGGUAUCCUGACGGUGAAAGGAGGAACUGGAGCUAUCGUUGAAUACUUCGGCCCUGGUGUCGACAGUAUCAGCUGCACUGGAAUGGCGACAAUUUGCAACAUGGGAGCUGAAAUUGGCGCUACCACUUCGAUCUUCCCAUAUAACUAUCGUAUGCAGGAUUAUCUGAGAGCAACUGGCCGUUCUGAAAUCGCUGGUGCCGCUGAUCAGCACAAAGAGACCCUGUUAACUGCCGAUUCCAACGCGAAAUACGAUCAAAUUAUCGAACUGGACUUGUCUACCUUGGAACCACACGUCAAUGGACCAUUCACGCCUGAUCUUGCCCAUCCUAUCUCUAAAUUGGGUGACGCUGCCAAGAAGAAUGGCUGGCCUAACGAGAUCAAGGUCGGUCUGAUCGGUUCCUGCACAAACAGCUCUUACGAGGACAUGGGUCGAUGUGCGAACAUCGCGAAACAAGCCAUUGAACACGGUUUGAAAGCGAAGUCUGCGUUCAACGUUACACCAGGAUCUGAACAGAUUCGUGCUACCAUCGAACGUGACGGAAUCGCGGAAACUCUUCGCGCAUUCGGCGGAACCGUCUUAGCCAACGCUUGCGGACCCUGCAUCGGUCAAUGGGACCGUAAAGACAUCAAGAAGGGAGACAAGAACACCAUCGUCACAUCGUACAAUCGUAACUUCACCGGAAGAAACGACGCUAACCCCGCGACACACGCUUUCGUCACUAGCCCUGAACUCGUCACUGCCCUUUCGAUCGCCGGCCGUCUCGACUUCAACCCAGUCACCGAUAAGCUCAAGGGUAAAGAUGGAAAGGAAUUUCUCCUCAAAGAUCCGUUCGGCGACGAGCUUCCAAGCCGCGGUUUCGACCCCGGAAUGGACACCUACGACGCUCCCCCAGCCGAUGGCAGCAAAGUUAAGGUCGACGUGAGCCCAAAGAGCGAGAGAUUACAAUUGUUGGAACCAUUCGACAAAUGGAACGGCCAAGAUCUCACCGACAUGACCAUUUUGAUCAAAGUCAAAGGCAAAUGCACCACUGAUCACAUCUCGGCAGCUGGACCAUGGUUGAAAUAUCGUGGUCACUUGGACAACAUCUCGAACAACAUGUUCAUUGGAGCUGUAAAUUCCGAGAACGGAGAGAUGAACAAGAUCAAGAACCAAUUAACCGGCGAAUGGGGCAAAGUUCCCGAUGUUGCCAGACAUUACAAGAAGAACGGCGUGAAAUGGGUGGCUGUCGGUGACGAAAACUACGGCGAAGGUUCGUCUCGGGAGCACGCUGCUCUUGAACCAAGACAUCUGGGCGGCCGUGCUAUUAUCGUGAAGAGUUUCGCUCGUAUCCACGAGACCAACUUGAAGAAACAAGGACUGUUGCCCCUGACCUUUGCCAAUCCCAGCGAUUACGACAAGAUUCAACCUACCGAUAAGAUCAGCCUUCUGGGAUUGAAGGAUCUCGCGCCUGGCAAGCCUGUAAAAGCAGAGAUCAAGCACAAGGACGGCAAAGUAGACUCCAUCAGUCUGAAUCACACGAUGAACGAGCAACAGAUAUCCUGGUUCAAAGCUGGCUCGGCUCUGAACCGUAUGAAGGAGAUCGCCAGCGGCAAGUAGAGAAUCUCGAUCAUCGAGGAACCGCCCGAAAGCGUCAUCGUUCGAAGAGACGUACCACGAUCUCGUAGUUAGUUGUGUGUAUGCCGAUGGUAAGACCGCGCGAAUCAAGACCGUCCGGUGUAACACUCUAAUCUUCCAGGUAGAAUUGCGUAACAUUAUCGUGAACACGUCGCGAGAGUGGUUGUGAGAUAUCGGAUCGAAGGGGAGAAAAAAGAACCAGCAGUUCACAAGUAUACACUCUGCCAGACGAAACAACGACAAUUGGUAUGUACAUUGUUCCGCGUACAAGCCGUAUCCUCAUGGGAAAAGCAUCAUACAUCGAUGAGAGGGAGAGUUACGAAAUAGAGAGAGUGUUGCGAGAGGAAACUUCCACGCAUCGAUAGGAGACGACUGUGCCAACGUGUUCAUUUUUAAAUCGUGUACAGCCCCGCCGAUGGCACGUCGAGAUUGCAUGCUCCCGUCGAGUGUGUGCUUCGUUCUGGCUCGAUGGAAUCUUCUGUAUAUACUAUAUAUCGUCCGGAAUGUAGGACAGGAACGUGGUUAUACCGUUUUCUAGAUACGACUGAUUCGAUCAAAUGUAAGGGAUCGCUGUUGUUACGCGACGAACAAAUAAAAGAAAGAAAAAAAAAAA